CUACUGGCGCCACCGGUUAUUAUUAAUAGAGCGACAUUUGCCAACAUUUCAGUUACAUUUCUUCUUAUCUAAUUGUUAUCAAUUACCGUCUGAAGGCACUUUAUGUAAAACAUCUUAAUCAUUUCUUUGCAGAAACCCAAACUAAACCUGCAGAGUCACAUUUUUCCGUCAUCAGCUCAUGGUCUGCUUUCGUUUUCGAUGUUUGUAAACAGAAACCUAUCGGCGCUCAGCUGACCGCCUCCAGGGCCAAGCCUCUAUUUAAACAGCCGCCCUGCCGGAUCACGCAGUCUGCAGCUUCGACAACCGGACGUCAACUUCUGAUUUCACGAUGCCUGGAGUUUCUGUCGGCGCCCUGCUGGAGCUCUGCAUCAGCACCAUCCUCAGCAUUUUUUCGGGCAUCUUUUCCAAAGUUUUCUCCUGGUCCAAAGGAGCCUGCGGGGCCACAAACUCCCUGCUUUCGGACGCGAACAGCCAGUCGGGGCAACGCAAAGACUUGGAUGUGACGACCCCAACCAGCGUCAACUACCACUUUACCCGCAAAUGCAACUAUAAAUGCGGGUUUUGUUUCCACACCGCAAAAACUUCCUUCGUCCUUCCUUUGGAGGAGGCCAAGAAGGGGCUCAAACUUCUAAAAGAAGCUGGGAUGGAAAAGAUCAAUUUCUCCGGAGGGGAGCCGUUUCUGCAUGAGAGGGGAGACUUCCUGGGGAAAAUGGUUCAGUACUGCAAGACGGAGCUGCAGCUGCCCAGCGUCAGCAUCGUCAGCAACGGCAGCAUGAUUAAAGAAAAAUGGUUCCAGAAAUAUGGAGACUUUUUGGACAUCCUGGCAAUCUCCUGUGACAGUUUUGAUGAAGAAACCAACCAGAUGAUCGGCAGAUCUCAGGGCAAGAAGAGUCACAUCGAGAACCUCUUCAAGAUCCGCAGCUGGUGUCAGGAAUACAAAGUGGCGUUCAAGAUCAACUCGGUUAUCAACACCUUCAACGUUCACGAAGACAUGACCGAACAGAUCAACCAGCUCAAUCCGGUCCGCUGGAAGGUGUUCCAGUGUCUGCUGAUCGAUGGAGAGAACGCUGGAGAGGCGGCGCUGAGGGAGGCGGAGACGUUCGUGAUCACCGACCAGCAGUUCCAGGACUACCUGGACCGCCACAGCGCCGUUUCCUGUCUCGUUCCAGAGUCCAACGAGAAGAUGAGAAACUCGUACCUGAUCCUGGAUGAAUAUAUGCGUUUCCUGGACUGUCGGGAGGGAAGGAAGGACCCAUCCAGAUCCAUCCUGGACGUCGGCGUGAAGGACGCCAUCAGCUUCAGCGGCUUCGAUGAGAAAAUGUUUCUGAAGAGAGGCGGGAAAUACGUUUGGAGCAAAGCUGACAUGAAGCUGGAGUGGUGAAACUCUGCGUUUACAAACCGGAAACGUCUUGAGUUUUUGCACUUAUUUCACUUUGCAGCUUGUUGUUUUAGAAGUGUUACAAUGUUCAGGUGGGAUUUUUGUAAAUGUCUUUACAUUAAGAUAAUCUUUGAGUGUGUUUUAAUUUUUUUUGUAUUGUUGAUGUAAAGUUUAAAUUAAAAUAAGUUUUAUUUUUGCUGACUGGAUUUGUUUCAACUUUAACAAUUUCUUAAACUUCUUUAUUUUAACUUUUUCUGUGUAAAUUUUCCCUCUUCUGAACUCAAUUUAAUGCAUGUUCAUAGUUUCCCUUCCUUUAAUUAGUUCCUGCAUUUUCUUAUUAUCAAUAUCAUCAAUAUUAUCAAUAAUUACUUCAUUUAAUAUUUCCUUGUUUGUCUCUUGUGGUUUAAUGUCUGUAUUUCUGUUUUUAACCUCUGUAAAUAACUUUGUGUUAUACCUCAUAUUGAUGGUUCAUUUUUCAGUCAUAUUUUCACCAUGAUAUUCAUUCAUUUAUAAAUGUCACAGUUUCAAACUAAAUAUUUAGUUUGCAAGCUAAAGUUUAGCUCCAAACUAAAUAUGUAGUUAGCAGGUUGAAUAUCUAGUUCCAAACUCUAUUAUGUUAUAAAAUCAUGUGAGUUUUUCACUUUUUUGUAGAAGUAAAAUAAUAAUUUGGGUUCACCAAACAUCAGCACCAAAUGUGAUGUACGUUUAAUAUAUUUUUUUAGAACUGCUAACUAAAUAUCAUGCUAUUACAAAUAUGCUAAAUGUUGAAAAUUGUGACAGUAUAUAUACAUGAAGAUAUUUUUAAUAAAUCUCAAGUAAUUAAAUGA
This is a messenger RNA of Xiphophorus couchianus (Monterrey platyfish), 2205 nucleotides long. RefSeq names its product radical S-adenosyl methionine domain containing 2 (gene rsad2). The coding region runs from base 329 to 1381 and encodes 350 amino acids. Gene Ontology annotation, biological process: defense response to virus; positive regulation of immune response. The transcript is spliced from 6 exons. Lineage: Eukaryota; Metazoa; Chordata; Actinopteri; Cyprinodontiformes; Poeciliidae. The record is from RefSeq and is a predicted model, not a curated record. Gene Ontology annotation, cellular component: endoplasmic reticulum membrane; mitochondrion; lipid droplet. Gene Ontology annotation, molecular function: catalytic activity; 4 iron, 4 sulfur cluster binding.